AUGGAUGAUCAAUUUGAUGAAUUUGGGAAUUACAUUGGGAAUGACCAAGUUAUAGAAGAAGUAAGUCAUGAAGUUGAAGUUGAAAAUAAUAAUGAAAAUAACCAAAACAAUAAUAAAGAAAGAGAAAAUCAAAUUAUUUUACAUGAAGAUAAACAAUAUUAUCAAACAGCAGAAGAAAUCUAUGGUAAUGAUGUUGAAGUAUUAUAUAGAAAUGAAGAUGAACAAAGUAUUAAUGAAGGUAUAAUACCAGUAGAGAAAAAUAAGAAAAUACAAAGAGAAUAUAAAAAAAUACCAAUAAGUAAGUAUAAUUUUGAAUAUAUUUCAGAACAAAUGAAUAAUAUAGAAAAGAUUAGAAAUAUUGCAGUAAUAGGAUCAUUACAUCAUGGAAAAACACAAAUGAUUGAUUUAUUAUUUAAAUAUUCACAUGAUAAAAUUAUUGAUGUUGAUAAAUUAACAAGAAAUUAUAUGGAUACAAGAAAUGAUGAACAAGAAUUAAAAAUAACAAUAAAAUGUAGUCAAAUAAGUUUAUGUAUUCCAUCAAAAAAAAAAGGAUAUUAUUUAUGUAAUAUUAUUGAUACUCCUGGACAUUCAGAUUUUAUUGAUGAAGUUAUUAUUGGACUUUCAUUAGCAGAUAAUGUUAUUAUUACAAUUGAUUGUGCUGAAGGAGUUUUAAUAACAACAAAACAUUUAAUUGAAAUAGUAGCACAAGAACAUCUUCCAAUAAUUAUUGUUAUAACAAAAAUAGAUAGAUUAAUAAUUGAUUUAAAACUACCACCAGAAGAUAGUUAUUGUAAAAUAAGAAAUAUUAUUUGUGAAGUUAAUGAAAUAUUAAAUAAAUAUCAAAUGAAAUUAAUAUCACCUGAAAAUAAUACUGUUUUAUUUGAAUCAUCAAUAUUUGGAUGUAUUUUUUCAUUAAAUAGUUUUUCAGAAAAAUAUAUUCCAAAAACAAUAAAAGGAACAAUAGAACAAAGAAUUAGUGGAGCAAUUGGAUUUGAUAGUGAAAUAUUUGGUCAAAAUAUGUGGGGAGAUAAAUGGUUUGAUCAUCAAACACAUAAAUUUAAAAAAAUAAAAGGAAAUGAAAAAAGAACAUUUGUUGAAUUUAUAUUAGAACCAAUUUAUAAAAUUGUUGGAAUAUGUCUUUCUAAAGAAGGAAAAGAAUUAAAACAAGAAUUAAAGAAAUUUAAUAUUAAAUUAGAAGGGAAUGAAAGUGAAAUAAAUUUUAUUCCAUUAUUAAGAACAGUAUUUUAUAAAUUUUUUGGAGAAAGAAAUUUAACAGGAUUUGGAGAUACUCUUCAAGAAUUAAUGAACCCAAAAGAAGGAGCACAAAAAAUAAUAACAAAAAUUUCAAAUGAUAAAAUAGAAUUGAAAGAAAUAAUUAAAAAAUGUGAUAGAAAUGGACCAUUAAUUAUGAGUAUUAUUCGAUUAUUACCAAAUACUAUAAAUUCAGAAAUGAUUGGAGUUUGUAAAAUAUAUAGUGGAACUAUUCAUGAAGGAGAUAGUGUAAGAGUAUUAGGAAAUAAUUUUUCAGAAACAAAUACAGAAGAUAUGAGAAUUGAAGAAGUUUUAAGUGUUGAAUUAGAUAUGGCACAAUAUAAAGUAGCAAUGAAACAAGGAAUACCAGCAGGAAAUAUUUGUAUUAUAAAAGGAAUUAAUCAAAUUAUUAGUAAAAAUGGGACAGUUUUUGAUAAAAGUUUAACAGAAAUUCAACAUAUUAGAAAUAUUGAAAUACCAAUGGCAUAUAUUAAAGUAGCAGUUGAAGCAUUAAAACCAUCAGAAAAAGAAAUAAUGAUAGAAUCUCUUUCAAAAGUAACACAAAUUUAUCCUGGUUCAAUAGUAAAAUGUGAAGAUAGUGGAGAAUAUAUAAUAACAGGAUAUGGAGAAAUGUAUUUAGAUUGUGUAUUAAGAGAUAUAAGAAAUAUGUUUACACCAAUAGAAAUUAAAGUUAGUGAACCAUGUGUAAUUUUUAAAGAAACAGUAUCAUGUUUGUCUCAAAUGAAAAGUGUUGCACUUUCAACAAAUCAUAGAAAUAGAAUUGCUGUUAUUAUUGAUCCAUUAGAUGAAAAUACAAUUAAAGGAAUAGAAAAAGGAGAAUUAAAAGAAGAGAAAGGAAGAAAUGAAAUAUUAUAUCAGAAAUAUCAUUGGGAUAUUUUUGCAUCAAAAUCUCUUCUUUGUAUUGGACCAGAAGAAAAAAGUCCAAAUGUAUUAUUAAAUGACAUUUUAGAAGAAGAAAAAAGAGAAAAAAUAAAUAAAAUGAAAGAAGCAUGUUGUAUUGGAUUUAAAUGGGCAAUGAGUUCAGGACCAUUAUGUGAAGAAGAAAUGAGAAAUUGUAGAGUAAGAAUUAUUGAUCUUGAAUUUGAAAGAAAUGUUGAUGAACAACAAGUUAUUCAAGCAUUAAGAAGAUCAAUUUAUGCAGGAAUUAUUCUAUCAUCACCACAACUUUUAGAACCAAUUUAUUCAGUUGAAAUUAUUACUCCAGAAAAUGCAAUUAAAGGUAUAACUAAAAGUAUUAGUGAUAGACGUGGUUUUAUUAUUCAACAACAACCUCUUGAAGGUACUCCAUUCCAACAAAUUCAUGGAAAUAUCCCAUUAAUAGAAAUAUUUGGAUUUGAAACAGACAUUAGAACAUUCAGUAGAGGCCAAGCAUUUGUUCAAAGUUGGUUUGAUCACUGGGGAAUUGUUCCAGGUGAUCCUUUAGAUAAAGAAAUUAAACCAUUAAAUUUACAACCAAAUCCUCAACCUUAUUUGUCAAGAGAAUUUAUGAUGAAAACAAGAAGAAGAAAAGGAUUAAUUGAUGACGUUGAUACGUCAAAGUAUUUUGAUGAAGAAAUGCUUUCAACAAUGGACCAAAAUAAUUUCAUAUUUUGA
This is a messenger RNA of Entamoeba dispar SAW760, 2865 nucleotides long. Its product is annotated as 116 kDa U5 small nuclear ribonucleoprotein component, putative. Gene Ontology annotation, biological process: mRNA splicing, via spliceosome. Gene Ontology annotation, cellular component: cytosol; U2-type catalytic step 2 spliceosome; U4/U6 x U5 tri-snRNP complex. Bases 1 to 2865 code for a protein of 954 amino acids. Gene Ontology annotation, molecular function: GTP binding; translation elongation factor activity; GTPase activity. NCBI's taxonomy places the organism in Eukaryota, Evosea, Mastigamoebida, Endamoebidae. The transcript has a single exon. The record is from RefSeq and is a predicted model, not a curated record.